Messenger RNA from Scomber japonicus (chub mackerel), 2427 nucleotides. RefSeq names its product protein NLRC3-like. The record is from RefSeq and is a predicted model, not a curated record. Gene Ontology annotation, molecular function: protein binding. The annotation marks the transcript as partial. The transcript is spliced from 8 exons. Lineage: Eukaryota; Metazoa; Chordata; Actinopteri; Scombriformes; Scombridae.
AAGUGUCAGGACAUCUUUAAAGUCUUACCUGACCAACAGAAACACAUCAGAGUGGUUCUGAUGAACGGCGUCGCUGGCAUUGGAAAAACCUUCUCAGUGCUGAAGUUCACUCUGGACUGGGCACAGCGCUCCAACAACCAAGAUAUCAGUCUGCUGAUUCUGUUCUCGUUCAGGUCGCUGAACUUGAUCAAAGAUGAGCAGUACAGUCUGCUCAUGCUGAUCCGUGUUUUCUAUCCAACAUUACAGAAGCUCACAGCAGAGAAGCUCGCUGGCUGUAAAGUUCUGUUCAUCUUUGACGGCCUGGAUGAAAGCAGACUUUCACUGGAUUUCAACAACAGUGAGGUCGUGUCUGAUGUCACACAGAAGUCAUCAGUCAGCGUGCUGUUGACAAACCUCAUCAAGGUGAAGCUGCUUCCCUCGGCUCUCGUCUGGAUAACUUCCCGACCUGCAGCAGCCAAUCAGAUCCCUCAUUCAUGUGUGGACAGGGUAACAGAAGUACGAGGCUUCACUGACGACCAGAAGGAGGAGUACUUCAGGAGGAGAUUCAGUGAUGAAGAGCAGUCCAGUACAAUCAUCUCACACAUCAAGACAUCCAGGAGCCUCCACAUCAUGUGUCACAUCCCAGUCUUCUGCUGGAUCACUGCUACAGUUCUGGACCACAUGUUGACUACAGACCAGAGAGGAGAGCUGCCCAAGACCCUGACUGACAUGUACUCACACUUCCUGCUGGUUCAGACAAAGAGGAAGAAGAACAAGUAUGAUGAGGGACAUGAGACGAGUCCACAGGAGCUGACGGAGGCUGACAGGAACCUUCUUCUGAAGCUGGGGAGGCUGGCGUUUGAACAACUGGAGAAAGGAAACAUCAUGUUCUACCAAGAAGACCUGGAGCAGUGUGGUCUUGAUGUCACAGAGGCCUCGGUGUUAUCAGGAGUUUGUACAGAGAUCUUCAAAAGAGAGAGUGUGAUCUUCCAGAAACUAGUCUACAGCUUUGUUCAUCUGAGCAUUCAGGAGUUUCUGGCUGCAGUCUACAUGUACCACUGUUACACCAGCAGGAAGACAGAGGUACUGAAGAACUUCCUGGGAAGAGACAGUUCCUCAUCUCUGGAUGACUUCCUGAAGGCAGCCAUGGAGAAAUCUCUCCAAAGUAAAAAUGGCCACCUGGACCUGUUUGUCCGCUUCCUUCAUGGCCUCUCUCUGGAGUCCAACCAGAGUGUCUUAGGAGGCCUGCUGGGUCAGACAGACAACAGUCCAGAAACCAUCCAGAGAGUCAUCAACAACCUGAAGUGGAUGAACUAUGAUGAUAUCUCUCCUGACAGAAGCAUCAACAUCUUCCACUGUCUGAUGGAGAUGAACGACCGCUCAGUACAUCAGGAGAUCCAAGAGUUCCUGAAGUCAGAGAACAGAUCAGAGAAGGAACUCUCUGUGAUCCACUGCUCAGCUCUGGCCUACAUGCUGCAGAUGUCAGAGGAGGUUCUGGAUGAGUUGGACCUGAAGAAGUACAACACAUCAUGGGAGGGACGACUGAGACUGAUCCCAGCUGUGAGGAACUGCAGAAAGGCUCGACUUUCUGACUGUGGACUCUCAGAGACUCACUGUGAAGUUUUGGCCUCAGCUCUGAAGACCAACCCUCAUCUAACACAUCUGGACCUGAGUAAGAACUACCUGUCUGAUUCAUCAGUGAAGCGUCUGUCUGCUGGACUGGAGAGUCCAAACUGUAGACUGAAGACUCUGAUAUUGAGGCACUGCAGUUUGUCAGAGAUCAGCUGUGAUGAUCUGGCCUCAGCUCUGAAGGACAACUCCUCCCAUCUGAGAGAGCUUGACCUGACUGAAAACAAUCUGAAGGAUUCAGGAGUGAAGCAGCUGUGUGGUUUUCUGGAGAGUCCAGACUGCAAACUGGAGACUCUGGGAUUGUGGCUCUGCAGUUUGUCAAAGAUCAGCUGUGAUUAUCUUGCCUCAGCUCUGAAGUCCAACCCCUCGACAGGACCAGCAGAGGGCUCCAGUGGUAUUGGUGAGACAAAUUGGACUGACGACCUGUCCCCACCUCCACCCAGGGAAGUCACACAGCCAAUGAACAGACAGAGGGGCAGGCCGUCACAAAAGACCGUCUCUGAAGGCUCAACACGUGGAAGCUUGAAGCAGACGGGAUCCAGCAGCGGGAGACCAGACCGGGUUCCUCUCAGCUCAGAACAGGAAACUGAAGAUCACCAAAACUGGAUGAUAGAAGACUGGAAGAACAUCGGCGGGUCUGAUGAGUCUCUGCUGCCACAUUCAGACACUCAGACCCUCUCAGACCGGUUUCUGGAACAUGACGAUGAGUUCACUGGACUCAAAGAUCUCAGUCUAACAGAGCAGCUUUGGGAUGAGGUGGAACAGGAGAUUGUCAUCAUGGCUCUGCAGCAGCUGUGUGAUGUCAUCAUGUUAAUAUGA